Molecule: messenger RNA, 627 nt
Organism: Cricetulus griseus (Chinese hamster)
Lineage: Eukaryota; Metazoa; Chordata; Mammalia; Rodentia; Cricetidae
Source: RefSeq, a predicted model, not a curated record
CCUCAGCCUUUGGGACCAGCUCCUCGCUGCCCUCUGCUCCUAGGACCAGCCAGCACCAUCUCUUUGUGGUUAGCUCCACACAGCGGAUCAGCCAUUACCUCCCAGAUUCCUCAGAAUUACUCCACCGAAGUGGACGCUGCCAUGAACCAUCUGGUCAACCUGCACCUGCGGGCCUCCUACACCUACCUCUCUCUGGGCUACUACUUUGAUCGGGAUGAUGUGGCUCUAGAGGGUGUGGGCCACUUCUGCGAACUGGCUGAGGAGAACCACGAGGGUACCCAGCGUCUCCUCAAGUUCCAGAACAACCACCGCGGCUGCACACUCUUCCAGGAUGUUCAGAAGCCAUCUCUAGAUGAGUCCGGUAAAACCCAGGAGGCCAUGGAAGCUGCCUUGUCCCUGGAGAAGAACCUGAACCAGGCCCUCUUGGAUCUUCAUUCCCUGGGUUCCGGUCGCACAGAUCCUCAUCUCUGUGAUUUCCUGGAUGAGGAGGAGAAACUCAUCAAGAAGAUGGGCCACCACCUGAUCAACAUCCGCAGGGUGGCUGACCCCCAGCCAGCGCAGACUGGUAUGCAACAGCCUUCUCUGAGCGGGUAUCUCUUUGAGCGGCUCACUCUCAAGCAUGAUUAG